Molecule: messenger RNA, 1149 nt
Organism: Triticum turgidum subsp. durum (durum wheat)
Lineage: Eukaryota; Viridiplantae; Streptophyta; Magnoliopsida; Poales; Poaceae
Source: the annotation of a GenBank genome assembly
AUGGGUAGAUGGGAGGCGCUCGUCGCUAUUGCGGUCGUGGCGGUAUUUCUCGCGGCGUCGGCCGGGAAAGUGGACGCGGCUAAGGCGGCGGCCAAGGGGAAGUACCGAGCGCUGUUCAACUUCGGGGACUCACUGGCUGAUGUUGGCAAUCUUCUGAUAGCAAACGGCGUCCCAGACAACCUCACCACCGCGAGGCUGCCUUACGGGCAGACCUACUUAGGCAAACCCACCGGCCGGUGCUCCGACGGCCGCCUAGUCAUCGACCACCUGGCGCAAGAAUUCGGGCUGUCGCUGCUGCCGCCGUCCAAGGCCAAUCACUCGGACUUCAAGCACGGGGCCAACUUCGCCAUCACCGGCGCGACGGCGCUCGACACGCCCUACUUCGAAGCUAGGGGCCUCGGUGCGGUCGUCUGGAACUCCGGUGCCCUCAUGACCCAAAUCCAGUGGUUCCGUGAUCUCAAGCCUUCCUUCUGCAACUCCACCAAGGAAGAAUGCAAGGAAUUCUAUGCCAACUCGCUGUUCGUUGUUGGCGAGUUUGGUGGCAACGACUACAAUGCACCCCUAUUUGCAGGCAAGGGCCUUACAGAGGCCUACAAGUUCAUGCCGGAUGUCAUCCAGGGCAUCUCCGACGGUGUCGAGGAAUUGAUCGCUGAGGGGGCAGCAGAUCUUAUUGUGCCAGGGGUGAUGCCCACUGGGUGCUUUCCUGUGUACUUGAACAUGCUCGAUAUGCCAGCCCACGAGUAUGGCUCCCGGAGCGGGUGCAUCCGUCAGUACAACACGUUCUCAUGGGUGCACAAUGCACAUCUCAAGAGAGCACUAGAGAAGCUCCGGCUCAAGUACCCCAAUGUGCGGAUCAUAUAUGGCGACUACUACACACCAGUUGUCCAGUUCAUUCUUCAACCUGAGAAGUUUGGAUUUUACAAGCAGUUACCUAGGGCAUGUUGUGGGUCUCCUGGGUCUGUUGCCAAAGCCGUUUACAACUUCAAUGUCACAGCCAAAUGUGGGGAGCCUGGUGCCACUGCUUGCGCUGAUCCAUCGACCCAUUGGAGCUGGGACGGUAUUCACUUGACGGAGGUUGCUUAUGGUCAUAUCGCCAGGGGUUGGUUAUAUGGCCCUUUUGCGGACCAACCGAUUGUUCAGUCCCUGUAG